UCAUUUGUAUCCGUGCAGAGUCAUUGUAAAAGGGUGAGUGAGCUAAAGUUGCUCUCCCUUGGCAACAGCAGUCAGCAGCAGCGACCGCUUAAAAAAGGAAAAAGAAAAGAAAAAUUCUUCAAAGUAUGUUUGGCUUGACUGCUACUCUCUCCACCGCUACCGCCGCCGCUUCCGCCACUAACUCUCUUCCUUCUCGCACUCCCUGCACCGGCCUGCAUCAUCAUAGAAGUACUUCGUCUGCCGUCACCGCCGCUGUUGCUGGUUGCACUCAAUCGGCUUCAAUUGUGUGCGUUCAAGUUCACGCCACGUCUUUGAGGCCCAGUUGUAGUGCAGUAAAAGCUAUGGCUGAUUCUCAAACCCUUUCAGUGUCUAAAAAUCAGCCUCAAUCUCCUUCUUCUGGCAAUAAGCAAGCUUUGAUUUCUUUAUCCGAUAAAAGGGACCUGGCUUUACUUGGGCGUGGACUACAAAACUUAGGGUACACGAUUGUUUCGACAGGAGGAACAGCAUCUUCUUUGGAAAGUGCUGGAGUAUCUGUAACUAAAGUGGAGCAGCUUACUUCUUUUCCUGAAAUGCUUGAUGGUCGUGUAAAAACUUUACAUCCCAACAUUCAUGGGGGUAUUCUAGCUAGAAGGGACCAAAAGCAUCACAUGGAAGCUCUUAACGAACAUGGAAUUGGUACAUUUGAUGUGGUAGUGGUGAACUUGUACCCCUUUUAUGAUAAAGUUACUUCAUCUGGACAAAUUGAUUUUGAGGAUGGAAUUGAGAACAUUGACAUUGGUGGCCCUGCCAUGAUUAGAGCUGCUGCAAAGAACCACAAAGAUGUUUUGGUGGUUGUUGACUCUGAAGACUAUCCUGCGUUGCUAGAUUAUCUUCAAGGCGACCAAGAUGAUCAGCAGUUCCGUAGAAAUCUUGCCUGGAAAGCUUUUCAACAUGUUGCUUCUUAUGAUUCUGCAGUUUCUGAGUGGCUUUGGAAGCAAACUGUAGGAGAUAAAUUCCCGCCCAGCCUAACCGUGCCUCUCUCACUCAAGAGUUCUCUUCGUUAUGGUGAAAAUCCUCAUCAAAAGGCUGCAUUUUAUGUUGAUAAGAGUAUUUCUGAGGUCAAUGCUGGUGGCAUUGCAACAGCUAUUCAACACCAUGGGAAGGAGAUGUCAUAUAACAACUACUUAGAUGCUGAUGCAGCAUGGAAUUGCGUGUCAGAGUUUAAGAACCCUACCUGUGUUGUUGUUAAGCACACAAAUCCUUGUGGGGUAGCUUCACGUGAUGAUAUCCUUGAAGCAUAUAGGCUGGCUGUAAAAGCAGAUCCAGUGAGCGCAUUUGGUGGUAUUGUAGCCUUCAAUAUAGAGGUUGAUGAGGUUCUUGCAAAGGAAAUUAGGGAGUUCAGAAGUCCAACAGAUGGUGAAACUCGUAUGUUUUAUGAGAUUGUGGUUGCUCCCAAGUAUACCAAAAAGGGGCUUGAGGUCCUACGGGGAAAAUCAAAGACAUUGAGGAUCCUUGAGGCAAAAAAGAAUGAACAAGGAAAGCUUUCACUAAGACAAGUUGGUGGUGGAUGGUUAGCUCAGGAUUCGGAUGAUUUAACUCCCCAAGAUAUAAAAUUCAAUUUCAUGUCUGAGAAGACUCCACAAGAAAGUGAACUGAAUGAUGCACAGUUUGCAUGGCUGUGUGUUAAGCAUGUAAAAAGCAAUGCCAUUGUAAUAGCAAAGAAUAACUGUAUGCUGGGCAUGGGAAGUGGGCAGCCAAACCGUUUGGAAAGCUUGAGAAUAGCCUUGAAAAAAGCAGGAGAUGAGGUUAAAGGAGCUGCUUUGGCUAGUGAUGCUUUCUUUCCAUUUGCUUGGAAUGAUGCAGUGGAAGAGGCAUGUGAAGCUGGCGUUGGUGUUAUUGCAGAGCCAGGUGGAAGCAUCAGGGACAAGGAUGCCAUAGACUGCUGCAACAAGUACGGCGUUUCACUGAUUUUUACCAAUGUGAGGCACUUUAGGCACUGAUAGAUCACAUUUUGAGUUUGUUUUUGCAAUUUUGAGUCAAAACCUAGUAGCCAAUCAGCAGAGUUUCGAAACUCUAUCAGAUUCCUCUGAUGGGAGUUCCCAUAGUUCACCAGGUGGUGGCAUCACAUUAUGCAAUUUAAAAUGAUGUACCAUAAGCGCUCAUGAUAUUUUUCUUUCCAAUCUCUUAAAAAUGAGGAAAGGGAUUUAAUCUCGAGUUUCUUUUUGCACAUUUUGAUCUCAGUCAAUCACAUUGUCUACUUCAUUUCCCUUUUUA
This is a messenger RNA of Ricinus communis (castor bean), 2253 nucleotides long. Its product is annotated as bifunctional purine biosynthesis protein PurH. Gene Ontology annotation, biological process: 'de novo' IMP biosynthetic process. Lineage: Eukaryota; Viridiplantae; Streptophyta; Magnoliopsida; Malpighiales; Euphorbiaceae. Bases 126 to 1979 code for a protein of 617 amino acids. The record is from RefSeq and is a predicted model, not a curated record. Gene Ontology annotation, cellular component: cytosol. Gene Ontology annotation, molecular function: IMP cyclohydrolase activity; phosphoribosylaminoimidazolecarboxamide formyltransferase activity. The transcript has 12 exons.